AUGGCAUCAGAACAGAAACUGGUUCGACUGUGGAAGACAGAGCGCAUUCGACAACUUAUCACGAGCCAUCUAGCAAACAAGGACCUCACUGCAUGCCGUCUAGUAUGCCGCAAGUUCGCUGUCUAUCUCGCACCAAUCCUUUUCGCAGACAUCGAAGUCCGUUUUCGUAGUAGCACCUUCAACAGGCCAUCGCGGAUGGCAGCUCUCAAGCGCAUUGGAGGACACGUCCAGGCCAUGACGUUUAAGAUCUCACACGAUAGGGAGACCUUCUUACCUCCAAUCCUGGAUCCAAUCAUGGGGACAGAACAAACCUUCAUCUACACACCACAACGGUGCCAACUUGGUGGCAGUAGGCCAAGGUAUGGCAGCCGGCAAAUGACAGAGCUGUUAGUCAAGCAGUAUCCGCCUUUGUUUCAUGCAUCUACCAACAUCCCCUCAUUUGUCCAGGCAUUGACGAUGAUGAGCGGCUUGCAACAUCUGCGAAUCUCCUGCGAGGGGCAAGUACCAAGCCAUCGCUACCGCCGAAGUGUAGUAGAUUAUGCAUUGAUCUCAUUGCGAAUGGCAAUCGAAGAAGCACCAUUGAAAGAUCUCCAUACUCUGUCAUUGUUAUCAGUCCACCCAGGAGCGGUCCUUUACUUGAAUCCAGCUCCGGGGUUUGGUGCGUCGCCUGCAUCUUGCAAGCGCUGGUCCCAGAUCCGCAAGCUCACAGUCCACAUGACGAGCUUCGGCCAUGAGCCAGGUCAACCGACAGACCACCUUAAACUCCUCCAUGCGUACCUAGGAAGCUUCCCAUCUCUGCAAAGACUGGUCUUUCGUUGGGAAGGCGAGAGGGGCCUCUCACCCCUGUCAUUUGCAACGGAGCCGAACCUCAACAGCGCAGGCAAAGGAAAGCCAAGCCAAGCCUGCCCUCAGACGUACACGUUACCUUUACGGCCAUUGAAGUUCCGACAUCUUCAACAGAUGGAGCUGGUCAAUGCAACAAUGGACGCGUCGCAAGUGGCAUCUUUCAUCCAGGAGCACCGGAGUUCCCUGCGAGAGUUCAACUUCAAAAACGUGGUGCUCCGCAGCGGCAAUUGGGACGACGCGCUCGCGCCAUUGACACGUAUCAGCGGCAGCGAGGGGUGGAAGCAGGGCCAGCGCGACACCGACACCGUUGACGUGCCGAUAGUAUUGAGUCCAGCGGGAGUCAGCCAGAAGCAGUUGCAGAAGGCGAUUUGUGCUUUGCAGCAACAAAAAGGACUGGGGACGCUAAGAAGCUUGGCCAAAGCGCGAUCCCGGACACGCGAGCUGCUGUUGGGGAACCCGGAUCAUAUGAAGCGACUGCUUCGAUCUUCGGUGUUUAGUUGGCGGUGA
This is a messenger RNA of Penicillium samsonianum, 1353 nucleotides long. RefSeq lists its product as uncharacterized. The transcript has a single exon. NCBI's taxonomy places the organism in Eukaryota, Fungi, Ascomycota, Eurotiomycetes, Eurotiales, Aspergillaceae. Bases 1 to 1353 code for a protein of 450 amino acids. The record is from RefSeq and is a predicted model, not a curated record.